Molecule: messenger RNA, 850 nt
Organism: Aspergillus pseudotamarii
Lineage: Eukaryota; Fungi; Ascomycota; Eurotiomycetes; Eurotiales; Aspergillaceae
Product: cytochrome P450
Exons: 1
Coding region: 303-731 (142 amino acids)
Molecular function (GO): oxidoreductase activity, acting on paired donors, with incorporation or reduction of molecular oxygen; monooxygenase activity; heme binding
Source: RefSeq, a predicted model, not a curated record
AUGAAAGGGAGCACAGGUUGAGGGGGUUAUAAAGAGUGUGGAUGAACAAAGGCUGACAGGGAUGUACAGUAUGUACCUCAGGCCUCGUAGUGUUUGCCUGACCACACCACCCGACUACUACCACUACCACUACCAGUCUUGUCUAGUCCGACCUGCCCCGGGAAAUCAAUCACGACAUCGACAACGCCCCCUUCAAGAUCAACAUCGAGAAGCUCACCCCCCCCCAGCCCCUCCUCCAAGCAGUAUACGCGGAGACUCUUCGCCUGUGGGUGAAUGGAUUUUUCCUCUGGCGUCUCUCCUACAUGGACAUGGAUAUCCACGGCUACCGCAUUCCAAGGAAUCAUUACGUUGCAAGCAGCCCGAUCCCCAGCCACAUGGAUCCUGCGAUUUGGAGCACAGACCAGAACGCUGAUUACAGUCCGUCGUCGUCGAGGUCAGAGCCAGAGGAAGAAUUCACGGCCGGACCAGCUAGCCACGCUGGAGCCUGGAUGCCCUUUGGAGGCGGGUACCAUGCUUGCCCUGGACGACGAUUUGCGAAGGUCAUUGCUAUGCUUUCGACAAUGAUGCUGGUGAUAGGGUAUGAUGUUGAGGUGCUGGCGGAUGUGAAGCAACUGCAGGUCAGUAUGCGGAAUUUCGGUUUUGGAGUGUCUAGGCCGGCCGAGAGAGUCAAGGCAAGGAUCAAGAGGAGGGGAGAUGGAAUUUUGGUAGGAGAUAACCUCCUUAAAUGCUAGAAAUGCUGGACAGUAGAAGAAUGGUCCCCCAAUGUUGCGAUGCUAGGACGCACCGAUGGAUACAAAACCUUUUUUUCCAUACUAUACUCACUGUUAUUUUGGACUUGGAAUUGACUUAU